Molecule: messenger RNA, 5395 nt
Organism: Acanthopagrus latus (yellowfin seabream)
Lineage: Eukaryota; Metazoa; Chordata; Actinopteri; Spariformes; Sparidae
Gene: fmnl3
Product: formin-like 3
Exons: 26
Coding region: 443-3613 (1056 amino acids)
Biological process (GO): cortical actin cytoskeleton organization; cell migration; regulation of cell shape
Cellular component (GO): cytosol
Molecular function (GO): small GTPase binding; actin filament binding
Source: RefSeq, a predicted model, not a curated record
CACACAACAAUAAUGAAUGGAAACACGUCGUAGCCAAGAAAGUUGAGCAGCAACUUAAAGUCACUGUUGUCGGCAUUUUGAAAGUUAACUCUGAUAAGUUAUGGAUUGUCCUGGAAAAUUAGGAAACGUUUUCUGGAAGAGAAAGAAGAUGUAGUUUUAUUGUUACUUUUAAAAGUAAGUUUUUUGAAAGGGGAGACUACAGUGGGACACACUGUAAACCUAGGCGCGUGAGUAAGUGUAAAUGGCAUUUUGGGACAUUAAUACGAGACUUCUGCACUGUCAGCUUUUUAUCUCGGUUUGGAGUGGUGGAUUAUUUGGAUUAACCAGUUAAUUCAUUGUUGGGAGUACUUUGGAGAUUUUUUUAAAACUUGGAUCUAUCAUCACCGUGAGAAGCCGAAGGAUUGUUUUCAAGCUGACUGUAGAGGAUACAAUCUAGUCAAAAAUGGGUAACAUUGAAAGUGUGGACGGCCAGUCGGAGAUGAAGCAUCACAUCAUGCCUCUGAAGGUGCCCAUGCCUGACCCCACUGAGCUGGAGGAGAAAUUUGCCAUUGUUUUGAACUCUAUGAACCUGCCUCCAGACAAAGCCCGGCUCCUCAGACAGUACGACAACGAGAAGAAAUGGGAUCUGAUUUGCGACCAGGAGAGGUUUCAGGUGAAGAAUCCGCCACACACCUACAUCCAGAAGCUACGAGGCUAUUUAGACCCUGGAGUCACACGAAAGAAGUUUCGCAGGCGGGUGCAGGAAUCUACUAAAGUCUUGAGGGAGCUGGAGAUCUCACUGAGGACAAACCACAUCGGGUGGGUCAGGGAGUUCCUCAAUGAUGAGAACAGAGGUCUCGACGUCCUGGUGGAGUACCUCUCCUUUGCCCAGUGUGCUGUCAUGUUGGAUUUUGAGGGGCUGGAGAAUGGGGAGGAUGGCUUCUUGGACAAGGCUAAAUCUUGGAGCAGGUCCAUUGAGGAUCUGCACCAUACGACUCAACCCUUCUGCAACACGCUGGUGCGCUCUGCCCGCCAGUCUGUCCUCCGCUACGGCACAGUUUCCAACAGCAAAACCAUCAAGAACUCCCGCCUUGUGAGCCAGAAAGAUGAUGUGCAUGUGUGCAUCAUGUGCCUGAGGGCAAUCAUGAACUAUCAGUACGGCUUCAAUAUGGUCAUGUCUCACGCACACGCAGUCAAUGAAAUUGCUCUCAGCUUGAACAAUAAAAACUCACGGACAAAAGCCUUGGUCCUUGAGCUGCUGGCCGCCGUCUGUCUCGUCCGAGGAGGUCACGAGAUCAUCCUGUCGGCGUUUGACAACUUCAAAGAGGUGUGUAAGGAGAAGCAUCGCUUCGAGAGACUGAUGGACUACUUUCGCUGUGAGGAGGGAAACAUCGACUACAUGGUCGCUUGCAUGCAGUUCAUCAACAUCGUGGUCCACUCGGUGGAGGACAUGAACUUCAGAGUCCAUCUGCAGUUUGAAUUUACCAAGCUGGGACUGGAUGAUUACCUGGAGAAAUGCAAACACACGGAGAGUGACAAGCUGUCGGUGCAGAUCCAGGCCUACCUGGAUAACGUUUUUGAUGUGGGUGGUCUGCUGGAAGACGCGGAGACGAAGAAUGCAGCCCUGGAGAAGGUGGAUGAACUGGAGGAGCACCUGUCCCAUGUGACGGAGAAGCUGCUGGAGGUUGAGAAUGAAACGAUGAUGAAAGUGGCCGAUCUGGAGAAGCUGCUCCUUCAGAAAGACAAGGACCUGCAAGUGAUACGGGAGACCUACGAGUCGACCAACACCCAGGUCACCACCCUGAGGAGGGUAAUCAAGGAGAAGGACGCUGCAUUCCAGAGGCACUUCAACAUCGAGAGGCGGCUGCUGGAGCUCGAGCAGCAAGGCACCAUUCGUUUGCACAAGAAGCCUGAUGGAGACAUCUCCAUCGAACCGCUGGGUGUGGGCGGUGGUGGGAGCGGCAGCCUCGGGAUCCCCCUGGGUAAAAUUGGGCCUCUGUCUCUGGGUCCGUCAGAUGGAUUAACCGAACCAGGAGGACCAGACUCCAGUUUACCACCAGCCAGCGAAGCUCCUCCGCCUCCUCCCCCACCUCCACCACCUCCUCCUCCUCUCCCCUCUGCCUCAGGUCAGAAUGUACCAGCCCCACCACCACCACCUCCUCCCGCUCCACCUCUGCCAGAUGCUUCUCCGUCUGUCUUCCUGAGUCUGGGCCUCUCAGCUAUCAGAAUCAAGAAGCCUAUCAAGACCAAAUUCCGCCUGCCUGUGUUCAACUGGACGGCCUUGAAGCCCAAUCAGAUCAAUGGCACGGUCUUCAACGAGAUUGACGAUGAACGUGUGCUGGAGGAGCUGGAUCUGGAGAGGUUUGAGGAGCUGUUUAAGACCAGAGCCCAGGGUCCGAUUGUGGAUCUCUCCUGCACAAAGAACAAAGUAGCCGCGAAGGCGGUAAACAAAGUCACCCUCCUCGACGCCAAUCGCUCCAAGAACUUAGCCAUCACUCUGCGGAAGGCCAACAAGACCACAGAAGAGAUCUGCAAAGCAAUAGAGAAAUUUGACCUCAAGGCCUUACCUGUGGACUUUGUGGAGUGCCUGAUGCGGUUCCUCCCCACGGAGGCGGAGGUGAAGGUGUUGCGUCAGUACGAGCGUGAGCGGCGUCCGCUGGACCAGCUCGCUGAGGAGGAUCGCUUCAUGUUGUUAUUCAGCAAGAUCGAGAGGCUCACGCAGAGAAUGAACAUCAUCACAUUUGUCGGCAACUUUGCUGACAAUAUCAGCAUGCUCACGCCACAGCUCAAUGCUAUCAUCGCUGCCUCUGGCUCAGUGAAGUCUGCACCAAAGCUGAAAAGAAUGCUCGAGAUCAUCUUAGCUUUGGGUAACUACAUGAACAGCAGUAAGCGAGGAUGCGUUUAUGGCUUCAAAUUACAAAGUCUUGAUCUGCUGCUGGACACAAAGUCUACAGACAGGAAGAUGACUUUGCUCCACUACAUAGCUCUCAUUGUGAAAGAGAAGUACCCCGAACUGGCCAACUUCUACAAUGAACUGCACUUUGUGGAUAAAGCUGCAGCAGUGUCUCUGGAAAAUGUGCUGCUCGACGUUCGAGAGCUGGGGAAAGGCAUGGACCUGAUCAGGAGAGAGUGCAGCCUCCACGACCACUCAGUCCUGAAAGGCUUCCUCCAGUCCAGCGAUGCACAGCUGGAAAGGCUGCAGAAGGACGCCAAGACAGCAGAGGAAGCCUUCAACAAUGUGGUGAACUACUUCGGAGAGAGUGCCAAGACGACUCCGCCCUCGGUUUUCUUCCCCGUGUUUGUGCGUUUCAUCAAAGCCUACAAGGAUGCAGUGGAAGACAACGAACAGAGGAAGAAGCAGGAGCAGGCAAUGAGAGAGAAGUUGCUUGCUGAGGAGGCUAAACAGCAUGACCCCAAGGUCCAGGCCCAGAAGAAGAGGCAUCAGCAACAGGAGCUGAUCGCAGAGCUGCGCAAGCGACAAGCCAAAGACCACCGGCCCGUGUACGAGGGGAAGGACGGCACUAUUGAGGACAUCAUCACAGUACUGAAGAGCGUGCCCUUCACAGCCCGCACUGCUAAACGCGGCUCACGGUUCUUCUGUGAAGCCAACCUCUGCGACGACGCCAACUGCUAGCCCUCCCCCCCUAAUGCCAAGGUUGUCCAGAUCUCCGAAACCAGCCUUUCCUGCGAGCUGACGCGUUGAUCCGGAGCGGUUGGAAGAGACCCUAAACCACUUACUCGUCACUUAUACUUCUCCCCUCCCCGCUAUAACCUUCCUCCCUGUGUCCCGAUUGGUCCGUCUCAACCCUGAGGCCGCAGAUCACAAAGACUGAAAGAGAGGGACAGGACAGAGCCCUUGUUUUAGCUGGGUAAUUUAUUUAUUUAUGGAGGCCCUUUUACAGCCACUUUUAAGUGAGCAGGCGUCAUUACGGAAGCACAAUGGGGUCACUCCUGUCUCACUGCAAACACAAGACUUUCUCCUGCUCUGUUGCCGUUGAGACCAACUGGAGGACGACUACAAGACAGGUGAGGUGAAUCGAGGACUGGAAGCAAGUGCCUGCCAACGUGUGGAUCUUACUCCCCAAACCGUUAAUUUCCUCAGAUUAUGCAGUCGUUGCAGGACAUGGACUGGGAGGCAGCCAAGGGAAGAUGCCAACUCUGCUGCUGGGGUGUUUGCCUUGAAGACACUUGCAAAGCCUUCCUCCACAUAACAUAUUAUAAUGAGACAUGUGGGGGACUGUUUCCUAACAUUAAGCCAAGUCAAUACAUGCAAUCAAGACUUAUUAUUGACCGUUUGUUUGUUAGCAAUCUCAUGUAUCUGGGAGAAAAGACCAUGGACUCUACUGUUUUUUGUUUUUUGGGGACGAGCUAGCCAAACCAAAAUUCCUUGAAUGUCUCAUGUUUUGCUUAAGAAGUGCCUUUUUUUGUGUAUGUGUGUAAACAGUGUUAUUUCUCAUGAGUCAGCCAUAAUUUGUUCAAUUUACAUCUUUCAUUUGUUAAAGAUUGUAUUUUUUAUUGCCUUGUACUACAACAUUAGCCUUAUAAUACUGACAACUAGGGAUGCACGAUAUUGGAUUUUUGCUCAUAUCCCAUAACUUCCAACUCAUUUUGGCCGAUGGCUGAUUGUACAUUUUUUUCUCGCAUUGAAAUUUAAAGAAUUUCCAAUUCCUACUCUUAUAGACGUACACUGCUUUUCAAAAUGUAUACACUCAUAGGGCUGAAUAAGAAAACUGCUCAGUAGACAGUUUGCAUCAUUUUCGCUUAAUGAAAGCAUCAUCCUCUUGGCAGAAAUAUUCACUUCGGGCCGGUGCUGAUAUUUAACUUCCAAGCCUUUAUUAGCCGACGACCGAUAUUAUCGUGCAUCCCUACUGACAGCAAUAUGCAACCGUUUAGAUUUCCAUCAUUACAGGCGAACAACAGCUAAAAGGUAAGGGGAAUAAUGAUUUUAGAGGUUUCUCAUUUAUUAACUUCUCAUCUUAAAGCUCAUGACUUGUCCAAGUAGGUCUUUAACAAACUGAAUGUUAUACGCUUUGACGACACUCCCCAUCAUUUGGGAGGUGACAUAUGUAUGAAGAAGAUUCCAGAUGGACUGCUGGGGGCCAAGAUGACGUUAACCUGCUACAGAUGUGGUGAUGGAUGAAGGACGUUUCCAUUCCUAUGAGGGCUUUAAGUUUUUUUUGUUUGUUUGUUUAUAAGAGAUGAUGCGAUUCCUCCUAACAGCUGUUUUCAGACUUACAUUGGCACAAAAGGGAGCGCUUUACACUACUUAAUUUGGCAUAACAUUGUAUGAGACACUAUUCUUUAUAUUAAUGUACAUUCAAAUCAAGAAGUCUACUUUUUAGAAGAAGUGAUAAAAGAUAUUGUCUGUUGACUGAAAGAUGAAACUUCCUGUUUAAUAAAUAAGAUGAAUUAUGAA